UGACCCAGAUUAAAAAAAAAAAAGUUUGGAUGAUUUAUUAGAUGAUCUUGAUAAUGAGGUUACCCAAAACCUAUAACUAGCUAUAAGUUGCCCUUCAUUCAUUCAUUCAUCUUGGGAAUCUUGCAUUAGCAACUCUAAUGGCAUUCCUGAAGGUGAAGCAUCCCAAUCCACAAGCCACCAUUCUCAAUUCCUUAGUACAAAGCCUUUGAUUACUAUGCCUAAAACAUACUAUUCCUUUUAUUUCAAUCUUAACAUCAUAUAACCUCCAAUAUCCUAGCCAUGGGCUCGGCUAACCGCUUCUUCUUCUGGUCCUUGAUCAUUUCGGCUAACCUGGUGACGUCAAGCGCAUUCAUAGGCACGUAUGGAGUGAACUAUGGACGGAUAGCCGACAACAUUCCACACCCCGAAAGUGUGGUAACGUUAAUGAAGGCCGCUAAGAUAAUGAACACACGAAUCUUCGAUGCGGAUCAUGAAGUUCUUAAGGCUUUUAAAGGGUCAGGUAUUGAAAUAAUGGUUGGGCUCGGGAAUGAAUUCUUAAGAGAGAUAAGCGUGAAUGAAGAUCGGGCUAUGAAUUGGGUUAAAGAAAAUGUAGAGCCGUUCCUGCCCGGGACACGUAUUGUCGGUAUCGCGGUUGGAAACGAGAUAUUAGGGGGCGGUGAUCAAGAACUAUGGGAGGUGUUGCUUCCCGCCGUGAAAAAUGUUUAUAACGCCCUUGACCGGCUCCAGUUAGCUGGUAAAGUUCAAGUCUCGAGCCCACACUCGGCUGCAGUAUUUGCAACUUCUUACCCGCCGUCUGCUGGCGCGUUUAAGGAAUCGGUUAUGCCGUACAUGAAACCGUUGCUUGAAUUUUUUUCCCAAAUUAAAUCACCAUUUUAUAUAAACACUUACCCUUUCCUUGCUUACAUUAGUGAUCCUGAUCACAUUGAUCUUAACUAUGCUCUUUUUAAAAAGAAUCCCGGGAUCUACGAUCAAAAAACAAAUCUACAUUACGACAACAUGUUUGAGGCCCAAAUCGAUGCAUCCUACGCUGCCUUGGAGAAAGCUGGGUACGAGAACAUGGAGGUUAUAGUGUCGGAAACGGGCUGGGCCUCAUAUGGAGACCCGAACGAAGCAGCUGCAACGGUUAGCAAUGCCCGUACUUACAAUUACAACUUAAGAAAGCGGCUCCUUAAAAAGAAGGGCACCCCUUAUAGACCAAAACGCGUGGUCAAGGCUUACGUGUUUGCAAUGUUUAACGAAAACCUAAAGCCCGGCCCGACUUCCGAGAGGAAUUUCGGGCUGUUUAAAGCCGAUGGGAGUAUUUCUUAUAGUAUCGGGUUCACGGGCCUCGUACCUUCCUCAGCAAAAUCUUUCAUCACCAUGAAAGGCUUCGGUUCAAUACGAUUGAUGUUUUACACUAUAUCGGCCGCAGCUCUGGUGCUGAUAAUAUCGUUGUGACAACGGAAACAGACUCGGGUGUCGAAAGAAUCCUCUGAAUUAAACAGAUGUUAUUAGGGAUUUAGAAACAUUCAUGUACAAUAUGACAGUAUUUCUUGAAUACAAAUCUUCUGUUCAUU
Molecule: messenger RNA, 1556 nt
Organism: Helianthus annuus (common sunflower)
Lineage: Eukaryota; Viridiplantae; Streptophyta; Magnoliopsida; Asterales; Asteraceae
Product: glucan endo-1,3-beta-glucosidase 14
Exons: 3
Coding region: 280-1437 (385 amino acids)
Biological process (GO): carbohydrate metabolic process
Cellular component (GO): plasma membrane
Molecular function (GO): hydrolase activity, hydrolyzing O-glycosyl compounds
Source: RefSeq, a predicted model, not a curated record